GGAUUAUCUCUGCAUCAGUUUCCUGUCAACAUUAACUGAAGCAUAAGGUCCAUCAAAAGAUUACAAAAUGGAGACUAAUAUGACCUUUACGGAGGAACUUUGCAUGAAGACCAUAGAUGAUUCCGAAAUGGAUCAUCUAAUGAAGAAUUACAGUUAUAGGGCACCGGAGUUUAAUCACAGAGCUUGGGCUUCAGAGUUAAGGUUUUUGAAAGACAAGUUGAAGAUUGCAGACUCUACAAAUCUUCCCUUAGCAUCAAGUUGUUUCAUCUAUAAAGUGCCACCAAAACUUCGUAAAGUAAAUGAAGAAGCCUACACUCCUAGCGUGGUUUCCAUUGGCCCAUAUCACCAUGGAGAAAAAAGAUUGGAAUCAAUGCAAGAAUUAAAAGUAUGGUACGUCAACAGAUUCCUCAAGAGGACCCCAGAGAAAUCAUUAGAGGAUUAUUUGAAAGCCCUGGAAGAUAUGGAAGACAAGAUUCGUGGUGGUUAUUCAGAGACCAUACAGAUGGAGAGAGACGAAUUUGUAAGAAUGAUUCUAAUUGAUGCUUGCUUCAUCAUCGAGUUCUUUCUUUCAUGUCUAGGCCUAGAAGACCCUUUGGUUAAGAAACUAUGGCCAACAGCCGAUAUUAAACUUGACUUGAUUUUGGUUGAAAAUCAACUUCCAUUCUUUGUUCUUACCCACCUUUUCGAACUAGCUUUUCCGACUGGCUUCAAUGGUGAACGUUCAUUUGUCAAGCUUACCUUUGAUGUUUUUGUGAACGUUUUCCUGCGAGAGAUAUAUCCUAACAAGGAAACUCAUGCCAAUUUUAUGAGUAACUUCAAUUAUGAUAGUCUUCAUCAAGUGCAACACCUCUGCGAUAUGCUAAGGACCUUUUACUUACCACGUGAUCCACCAUCUAGAGGAGCUGACACAGCAUUAAUGAAGCGUUCACACAGUGUAAGUCUACUACACGAGGCAGGGAUGAAAUUUCAAGCUGAUAAAGAAAGCAGUGUAACUAAGCUGCAAUGUUUGGAGGAAAUGAUAUUGAAGAUACCAAGCAUUGUGGUAAGUGAUUGGACUGAGACUAUGCUCAGAAAUGUGGUUGCAUUUGAGCAGUGUCACUAUCCUCUUUCAGGCUAUGUGACUGAUUACGUAUGCCUGCUGGAUAAUCUUAUUGACACUGCAAAAGAUGUUGAAAUUCUUGUCAGAAAGAAAAUCUUGGAGAACCUGUUGGCUGAGAGUAAUGAAGUUGCUUCCAUGGUGAACAAACUGUGCAAAAAUGUCCUUGUAACCAACACCAGCACUGAGUAUAUCUCUCUAUAUGAAGAAAUGGACAAGUUUUGUGAUAACCCUUAUCACAAGUAUAAGGCAAUCUUUGUGCUUGAAUAUUGGAGCACUCCUUGGAAAAUUGCGUCUGUGGUUGCUGCAACAUUGUUGCUUUUGCUCACUUUCAUCCAAACAAUAUCUUCUGUAAAUCCGCCAAAGAAUUAAGCCAAAAGCUCUUGUAUAUAUAACACCCAACUCAUGAUUGUAUUAUAUUUGUUGACAUUUUCUUUGUAA
Molecule: messenger RNA, 1537 nt
Organism: Prosopis cineraria
Lineage: Eukaryota; Viridiplantae; Streptophyta; Magnoliopsida; Fabales; Fabaceae
Product: UPF0481 protein At3g47200-like
Exons: 2
Coding region: 68-1468 (466 amino acids)
Source: RefSeq, a predicted model, not a curated record